This is a messenger RNA of Halteromyces radiatus, 788 nucleotides long. RefSeq lists its product as uncharacterized. Lineage: Eukaryota; Fungi; Mucoromycota; Mucoromycetes; Mucorales; Cunninghamellaceae. The record is from RefSeq and is a predicted model, not a curated record. The annotation marks the transcript as partial. The transcript has a single exon.
UCAUGUAUUCACAGGCAACUGUGAUAAAAGCAGAGACUAUGCCAACAGGACCUGACGUAUCAUCAUCAUCAUCAUCAAUGGUACCUGAGCAAGUAACAACUAGACCAGCUGAGCCAGCUGAAAAUGUACCACCUACUAUGGUGAAUCCAUCAUCAGCUGAAGCUGUAACAUCUAGUGGUGGUGGCUUCUUUGGUUCAUUUCGAAAAAAGAUGCGUGAAGCGGCUGGUAUAGAUUCACCAUUCGUUAACCCUUAUUUAGGAAAUGGUCAUCCUUCCACACGGAUCCCUCCUUAUGGACAAACAUCAUCAUCAUCACCUGCUGGUCCUCCUAUAUCAUCUAUUCCAACUCAUCAUCCUUUCAUAUCACCACAACCUCCAUGGGAUGAUUAUUAUUAUCAACAACAAGCUAUGAUGUAUGGUGGUGGUAUGUUUCCAUAUCGCAUGCCUACGAUGAAUUAUCCAAUGGGAACAGGUUAUUAUGGCACUCCAUAUAUGUCACCUUAUUUUUAUCCAAGUAAUAGCUUACUCGAUUAUUAUCAAAUGCAUAACCCAUAUCAUACUGGAUAUCCUUAUUUUGGUAUGCCUUAUACUGCUAGUGCUUUACCUGUUCAGGACAAACGUUUAUUACCAGAGAGAAAUUAUUUUAGUGCUGUCAAAGAUAUUUGGCAUACAAACCUUCAAUAAAAAAAAAAUAAAAAAGGAAAAAAAGAAAAAAGAAAAAUGAUUACCUUUUUUAGAUAUCGGAGUGUCAAAGCCAUGAGUUGUCUUUUCUUUGGAGGUCUGGCGUCA